UUCAUCACAGGUGCCAAAUCUGGAACUCACACCUCUAUUGUCUUCAUAUAGUUCUCGCUGCUCCAAAACGAGCUCAAAUAGCUUGAACUUCUGAACAGGAAAGCCUUGGGUCAAACACUUGAACUAGUGGAUUCUGGAUAGUUCAUCUGUUCUUCAGGCCUAAAAGCAGAGAAGAUGUCCUUCCUCCUGCAGCAGAUGUUGGGGGACAAACUGAAGAACAUGACAGGAGGAGGAAACACCGACGGAGAGGAGAGCGAGGGCGGAAAAGAGUCGGCGGCGUCUAAAGGAAUGAGCAGAGAAGAGUUCGAGGAGUAUCAGAAACAACUGAUCGAGGAGAAGAUCGCCAGGGACAAGGAGUUUGCUACAAAAAAAGCAGAGCGAGCAAACUUACGAGUGCUGAUGCGUGACAAAUACAGAAUACCACAGAGUGCUCAAGAUGAAGCCACUGUCCAGAUGGCCGGAGACGACCUGGACAUUCCCGAGGAGCUGGCGAAGAUGGUGGAUGAAGACGAGGAACAGGAAGAGUUGAACGAUUCUUUUCUGGGAAAACUCCAGAACAUGGACGUGGACUUUGAUUCGAUCAAAGCCAAAGCUCAGAGCACGAUGACGGAGGUGAAACAGGUGGCGGAAGAAAAAUGUGUCAUGAUGUGAUUAUUCGGUUAAACAAACCAACAAGUAUGGAUUUUUAAAAUGUAUAUAUUUGUAAUGAUAAAGGGAUAUUUUACUCAAAUGAAAGUUCUGUCCUCAUCUAUUCACCUUUAACCUGUAGUAUGACUUUUAAAUCUUAUUCUGAACAACAUUUGUAUGCAAUGACACAAAGGUGACUGAAAAAUGACUGAAUUUUUAUUUUCGGGUGAACUGUCCCUUUAAGAGGGUAAUAGUGCAAUAUGCUAUAGAGGUUACAAGGCUUUCUACAUGCUUCAGCCAAGCAGGACAUUCUGGAUUAACAUCCUCUGCUAAUCAAACAACUUAUAUCAGAGGACAAUAUAUUAACAAAUAUGAAUGUUGUCCAGAAUGAACUCUAAAAUCUGACUGAACUAGAAUCAUGUCCUAUCUGGAUGAAAAAUGUAAAGCAAUGCAAAGCUGUGGAGAUCUUCUGUUUUUCUGAAAAACAAUAAGCAUCAGAGGACAUGUUAAAAUAAUGUUGCUUCAUCUGAAGUAGUUUGCACUAAUGAAACACUUAAAAUUAGGAGUCAUGUAAAAAUGCAAUCAUUUAAAUAUAUCAUUCUUUUUCCACAUUACAGUAAUGAGAAGAUGCAUAACAAAUAUGGUUAAUUUUCAAUACAUAAUGAAAAAAUGCAAUGCAAAAAAUAUGUUUUUUAAAUUUUGUUACUUGUAAGAUUUACCCGGCUAUUUAUUGAUGUGUUAAAGUCCACAAUUGGUUUGGGAAUUGUUUUACAAAUUAUUUUUAUUUGGCUUCAUUGUGUCAUUCUUUAUGUUUUAAGUCAGCAUUACUGUACUUUACUGUAUUAUUCUAUUGUCAGCAUGAAUUCAAAAUAAAGUAUUUGC
Molecule: messenger RNA, 1509 nt
Organism: Cyprinus carpio (common carp)
Lineage: Eukaryota; Metazoa; Chordata; Actinopteri; Cypriniformes; Cyprinidae
Gene: cplx4c
Product: complexin 4c
Biological process (GO): synaptic vesicle exocytosis; regulation of neurotransmitter secretion; neurotransmitter transport
Cellular component (GO): SNARE complex; terminal bouton
Molecular function (GO): syntaxin binding
Source: RefSeq, a predicted model, not a curated record